UACUGGCGAAUGCCGCGUGUGUUCAAGUACGAUGAUUAUGAUAUCUGUUUAAACGACAAUCCCACCAUUCCUUCUGUGUACUGCGUGGUGAAGGCCGUUAUCCGACCGGACAACACCUCAGCCGUUUGGGGACUGAUCGAGCGGAUUUCAGCCAACUGGAAGAUUAAGCUUAACCAUGCCCAUCUGGAUCGUGGAAUUUGUGUGCGCGAUUGCGAAAGGCGUCUGCGGAUGGUUUCCGGUCGGUUGAACGAGAGUGAGCUUCUGGUGCCCAAGUUCAAGACCAGCUACCGGUAUACAUUCAAAUCUGGAACAUUCAGAGACAUCGAUGAAUAUCGACAAAAUUAUUCCGAGCUGCUGGAAAAGUGUGUCAACUUUGAGCUAAUCGAUGAGUUCGGCUUAAAAGCACAAACAGAGAUAGAAUACUGUGAUAACAACGCAACAUCUUAUCCAAUUGACUGGUUGGAAAUAACGUUCCUAGUGGUCGCGAUAACCAUCGCCGGCAUAGUGCUUGCCUCCAGUGUGUACGAUUUUCGGUGCAAAACGACACACGGACUUGGUCACUACAAACACGAUCUCCCGUCGUCGAACCAGAUGUAUCUGGUAUCCUUUUCGAUCAUCCGGAACUGGUACAGGAUCACCUCACGCGGGGACGAUCAACUUAGCCACGAUUUACGCUACAUUCACACCAUCCGGAUGAUCGUCUUCAUGGGCGUUACGCUGGGCCACGUCGUCUUCUACGCCCAACCGAGAACAGCACUUACGAUUGAAAACCGUUACAGCGAACUUUCAACGAUGAUAAUCAUCAAUGGCACCCAAAUAGUGACGACAUUCUUCGCCAUCAGCGCCAUGCUGCUUGUCUUGUUCUUCAUGCAGAAGGUGGAGGAAACGAAGAAAAAGGUCGGCAUUUUGGAAAUAUUCAUCAUUUCCGCGGCCCGUUACGUUCGGUUAACACCGGUGUAUGCAUUCGUGAUGCUCUUCGAAGCCACCUGGGUGGUGCGGUUUGGCGAUGGACCGCUGUGGCAAAAAGGCUUCGAAACUGGGCGAUCGUACUGCCGGGCAAAUUGGUGGGCUAAUCUGCUCUACAUCAACAAUUACUACAAAGCCGACGAACCGUGCAUGCUGCAUACGUGGUACCUGGCAGCCGAUUUCCAUCUCUUUGUGUACGGACUGGUGCUAUGUGCUGUGAUUGCUCGCUACCCUAAAAUACGGAACCUACUGCUCGGGACAAUGGGGACCCUGAGCUACAUCGCGACUGCGGCCAUCAUCUAUGUGAAGGCGUACGAUGCCAUUCCGAUUUUUGCGCCAGAACAAAUUCGUUACUUCUUCUGGUACUGGGGAGUGUACAAAGAUGCCUACGUCCCGACGCACAUGUAUCUGGUGAACUAUACCUUAGCGAUUGCUUUUGCGUUCUAUUAUAGACAUCUGGCAAAAACAAGAACUGAUUACCACUGGCUCGUCAAAGCUUUCUGGUGUGGGAAUCUCCUCUUAAUUCCGGGACUGUUCGCAACGGGCUACUUCUUCUAUCACUACCAGUUUGCGACGCCUUCACUCUGGAUGGCAUUGCUGUUCCCGUUCAUACGUCUGCUCUACAGCGCGAUCGUCUUUUUCAUCGGUGUUGGACUGUCGUUUAGAUUCUUGAAACUUCUGACCCGACUGUCAGAUAUACCGUUUUAUACAAUCAUUGGACGGCUGACGUACAGUGCGUACUUGUGCCAUUUAUGUCUCGUUAAGAUGUCCCUGUUCAACACGAGAAGCUUCUUCCGUUACGCACUGAUCGAUAUUGGUGCCAUCUGGGCAGCUUCAAUACUGCUGUCCUACCUCGUGGCAUGGUUGCUAUGCCUAGUACUGGAGUCACCGUUUGUGGCAUUGCAGAGGCAAUUGUUUAAACGCCACACACGAUCCUCCGGCGAAACGGAGCACUCGUCAAGCGGAGGAGACAUGGGAACGGACACGAGCUACUGUGAGCAUCCUGAUGAGAAGAACUAUAAUCCGAAUGUGAUUUUCAGCCAACGGUUUUAA
Anopheles marshallii is the source of this 2019-nucleotide messenger RNA. RefSeq names its product nose resistant to fluoxetine protein 6-like. The record is from RefSeq and is a predicted model, not a curated record. The coding region runs from base 10 to 2019 and encodes 669 amino acids. The transcript has 9 exons. NCBI's taxonomy places the organism in Eukaryota, Metazoa, Arthropoda, Insecta, Diptera, Culicidae. Gene Ontology annotation, molecular function: acyltransferase activity, transferring groups other than amino-acyl groups.